CUCUGCUCUCAAAUGAAGACUUUGUUUUAGAUCUUGUCUCUCUCCUUUUGGGCAAAGUCAGUGGCAAAGAAUGAACUAUUUAGAAGAAAGUUGCUGGAUCUGAAACAAAAACACUCACUCCCCCAGCAGAUGCCUCUUGAGACUGAAGUUUCAUUUCUCUAAAUAUGCAAUCCCACGUAGGUCUACUCCAUAAUAAUCUACUUCUAGCUUCUUCCUUCAGCACUCAGCAAGAUAGCUCAGCCCCUGAAGCUGAUCACUCUUCCUCGGCAGUCUGAGUCACAAAGAGAGCAAGCAUUAUUUGAAGAUGGAUGGAUCACCCUGCAAUACUUCCAAGAAGCGUAUUGUCUUACUGUGAUCAACUCAAUUGGGAUGGAAGGAACAAGGUCUCUCUUACUAUUCAAUGGUUACCUGCAACAACAAAUUGGGUCUUUAGGUCUUUCUUGAUGCCAGUUGACCAUUGGGUAUAUUUAUGUUUAUCUAAUACUUAUUCAGACAUGAAUAAUGUCACACCUACAUGAGGAGCAAAGGAGAGAACAUACCACGCGCAAACUGCUUAAUGAAGGGUUUCUUGAAAUGUUGGCAGCAUGCAUUUUAUAAUACUGAAAUAUUUAUGCUUUAUAAUUUCUCUCUUCUGUUACUUUCUUUAUAGAAUACAGUAACUCUUAGAGUUUACAAUUACCAGUAUGCUGCAUGGGACAUUCCUGAACAAACCAACUCUUUCCAACCAUGUGGACUUUUCUAGAUCAUCCUGAGGCUGGAGCUUUUCACUGAGUAGAACAUCAAUAUCAUCAUGGACAAUUUAUCUUUAUCCGACAUGCUAGAGUGUCCAGUGUGCCUGGAAAAGCUGGAUGCCUCCGCUAAGGUGCUUCCGUGCCAGCACACCUUCUGUAAGCCUUGUCUCCAGAGAAUUUUGAAAUCACACAAGGAGCUGAGAUGCCCUGAAUGUCGAACCCUUGUACUCAGCAAUAUUGAAGAACUGCCUUCCAACCUAUUUUUGAUACGUUUAUUGGAUGGAAUCCGGUUUGGAACAAGCAUGAUGAAGUAUGGCUCACUCCAACGAUCCUCAGCCUUCUCCUCUCCUGCCUCUAUCAGGAAAAUGGGGGGAGGGCCAAAAAACCUAGAGCUCGAUCAAUAUCGGAUGACUUCCAGUCCCAGGAUUCCUUUGGAAGAGGUUCCCCGGGCUAAAGCCUUAUACAGCUACAGAGGACAAAAUCCUGGAGAACUGAGAUUCAACAAAGGAGACAUCAUUACACUGUACCGUCAGCUGGAUGAAAACUGGUAUCUAGGAGAAAUCAAUAGGGUCAGUGGAGUUUUUCCGACAAACGCUGUGCAAAUUAUCAAACAGUUGCCGCAGCCGCCACCAUUGUGUCGAGCACUAUAUAAUUUUAAUCUGAAGUCCAAGAAUAAAAAUGAAAAACCAGAUUGCCUGUCUUUUCAUAAGGGUGAUAUAAUCACUAUGAUCAGUCGAAUGGAUGAGAAUUGGGCAGAAGGAAAGUUGGGUGACAGAACAGGAAUUUUUCCUAUCUUGUUUGUGGAGCCAAAUACAACAGCCCAGCAACUUCUUCAGAGGAGCAAAAGUUACCAGUCUUCUCCCCAGAAAUGUGCUUCACCUUUACAAAGGUUCUUACCUAGAUCCAAAGGUGCAGAGUCACCCACUUUCUGCAAAGGAUCUGAAUCUAGAAGGAAGACCAUGAGACAGUUCUCUAUUACAACUGCCCUAAACACCCUCAACAGGAUGGUCCAUUCACCUACAGGAAGGCAGACUUUGGAUAUCAGUCCUCCUGUCCUCAUCAGUUCUAGCAACCCUUGCGUGACUGCAAAGCACCAAGAGAAAUUAGAAGCCCCAUAUAAUACACCAGACCAGGUCAGCCCUUUCUGUUACCUAGAACCUGAAUCCAUGGGGCAUUCUACGGCCAUUGUCAGUCUUCCCCACUUACAGCAACAUCUAUCUUUGAAUAUGUCCGUCGCUUUGCACUCCUAUACAGCUCACAGCCCGGAUGAACUCAACCUGCAAAAAGGAGAAGGCAUUCGUGUUUUGGGGAAAUACCGUGAAGGUUGGCUAAAAGGAAUGUCACUGAUCACAGGAAAAGUCGGAGUCUUCCCCAGCAAUUAUGUUGCUCCAUUUUUCAGAAAAUCCUCCGGCUUCUCUGAUUCAAAGAUGCCCUCCCUUUAUGCAACUUGGACAUUAUCCACUUCCUCACUUUCAUCCCAGGGAAGCAUCUCAGGGAACCGUCCAGGGCAAAGCAGACCUUUGAAAUCUCUGACUUCACCUGUGAGGAAUCUCUCUUUGCCCAGUGCUUCAGGGCACACAGCAUCAAUGAGAAGAGGACGGAGUAGCAAUAAGAAGAGUGGAUCUUUACAGAAACCUUUGCAACCAGGAGCCCUUAUUCCUUUAACCAACUCUCUCCAGCGACAUCCUCCAACUCCAGCACGAUCUCAGCAAACUCCAAUAUAUCAAUCUAUUUCCUCUUUGCCCCGAGGAGUUGGCUUGGGUGACACAGGAAUCAAACUGAGCGCCUAUCAUAAUUCUUCCUUAGUGCUAUUGCCCCGAAGCGGAAGCAGCAGAGCUCCUUCUGUGUGUAGCUCGGUCAUUUUGGAUACCAGUGAAGUCUCAAAGAACGAACUAGCUGGGAAACCACCUGCAUCUGCUCCACCUUCCAUUCUGGUGAAACCAGACACUUUGAAAAACACCACUGAGAAGCAAGUGAAAACAGUGCGAUUUCAGAACUACAGCCCACCACCGUCCAAGAGACAUAAUUCUGUAUCUUCAUUGAACUUCUCCAAUGGCAAGCCUGAACAAGGAGUGAUUACAGAAGCAAUACAACCAGAAUCAAACAUCAAGAGCCCUGAAAUAUCAUCUUUGUAUUCCCAUCGCAUUAUCUCUAGUUCAGGUCAUCAGAAGAGAAUGUCACAUCACAAGACCUCGCCAUUGGACCUUUCUAGCCCAACUGGUCACCCAACUUUUCCUACAAAAAAGAAUUAUAGUGGCAUCUCUGAGAAUUGAGAAAUUUAACCUUAUUUAAUUGGCUUUGUUUUGGACUUGCGUUAUUUACUCAUUGUUUGUAAGGAUCAGCAACCAGAUGGGAGAUUGGUUCUAGGUCCAACCUGCUACCUUUUAAAAUGUUUAAAUUUUACUAACGGACUCAGCCUCUUUAGAAAUCUAGAAUCUCACCGAUGAUUACAAGAUUUCACUAACAAUAUGAGAAGUUCUUGUUUUCUGUGGCUCAGAAGUAAACCUCAUGCUGCAUAAGCCUGCAAUGUUCUUCAGAUGAAAAAACCUAUCCCAACUGUAGUGUCAAUACUAUUAUCACUGUUAGUUCUAAAAAUAAUAAUAAUAAUAAAGGACUAGGAGCAUGGAGCCGAUUCAAAAUCCAUUUUGCUCUAAGUUCAAAACCUCUACAAUUCAUUUGUAAACAAGAACAGAGAGAGUUUUGUUUCACUUUGCUUCAUUUUGUUUCAUAUUCUAACCAGUUUUAAGCAUGGUUUAGCCACCAUCCUUUCCUUGCUACUUUUGAAACUGAGCUAUCACAUCUUUCUUAUACCUUAACGUUUCCGUUUGCACUUUCCAUUUAUGUCAGAAUUCAGAAUGCUUAUUUUUUUAGAAAUUAAAAAUCAUCCUCAGCUUCAGAAACAUUAUCUCCAAGGGAGGUAAUGGAAUAAACUCACUGAGCAAUUCUCACUUAAUAGAAGGAGCUAUGAGUUUUUUCCUUUUCCCUGCACCCAGCUCUCCUACAAAAUGAUUGAUGGAGACCAGCCUCCCAGAUUCUCCCUGGCUGCCUAGCCUCAGCAAUAAAAAGAAUCACAAUUUUAUCAAAUAAACUAGCUGUGACUGAUGUUUAGAGUAGUGCCAUAUACGCAGUUUGACUUUGUUCCCUUUUAUUAGUUCAAAGGUGGUGCAUUCUAGCCUGAAGUAAACCAGCAAGUUUUGUCAUUGCUCCUGCAGUGUCGUUUCAAUAAAUGUUGGCGCUAACUGUCUUGCAUGAAUGCACUGAACCAACGAAACUAAUGCAACACCGAAUGUCUGUAACUAGCGAACAGCAUAAGGAAAGUUUUCAAGAACAAGUGUGUUUUCAUCUUGAUGUCUUGCCAACAGCAAAAUAAUGUAUUCUUCUAGAACCAUACACUAACUGCCUCUAAAUGUAUGGGAAGGAAGAAAAUGUCCCGGUACUCCACAAAUGGUAAACGGUAAAUCAACAGAUAAAUAUUUGAUUCCAGACCAAUUCAUUUUUGGAAAAAGCCACUUUAGUUUGCAUUCUAAAAGAGCUAAAAACCCUCAAAAGCUGCACCCCAGUUGGAAAAAAAAGAGGGCAUAUUAUCAGCAUGAUUUGGGGACGAGGAGUUAUUUUGCUGCCUGAUGACCUCUAAUGUGGCUUGAGACAAGCUCUUCUGCCUGUUGAAUGGCAGGUCUGAUACUUUAUUUUACCCUUUUACCUUUGACACACAUGCUGAUAUACAGAAGAGCUAUUUCCCAGAUGUAAGAUAAGUUCACCUAUAAAAAUGGUUGGACCCUGGAUGUCCAGUGAGGUGGGCUUUAAGCACAAUUCUCUGAUUCAUUAGGACUCAUAGUCCUAAUAAUCUCCCGUUUCCACUUCAUUCUGGAACUACUAGAAUGCACUACUCAAAACACAUCAUAGAAUGUGCAGAGGCAGAACAGCUCCAUCUUCUGAUUUUACUCACGCUAUCUGUCUACAAGUGGUAUUUUUAAACAUGGACAUCUCUUAAAGACAAGGGGACUCUGCAUAAAGUUCUAUGAGUCUUGGCUUCUGGGCAACUACAAGCUCUGUUACUAGGUUCCUCAGUUCAGAAAUGUGUUGGCCCACUCCUACAGAACAGCUCACAGGACAAGAAGGAGUCACACAAGCUCCAGGUCUUCCUUGUAUUAUAUAAAGUUUGGGUAAUGCCUGCAAAGAGCUGUACUGAGUGAGUGCCCUGUUUCUUGUGAAUAAUUUGUAGGAAGGGCUUACAGCAGUUCAUUUAGUAUUGUUUAAAGUUACAACAAUCAAGGCUAUCAAACUGGUCAGUCCUAGAGGAG
This is a messenger RNA of Thamnophis sirtalis, 5032 nucleotides long. Lineage: Eukaryota; Metazoa; Chordata; Lepidosauria; Squamata; Natricidae. The record is from RefSeq and is a predicted model, not a curated record.